UGAAAUAUUAAACGUGCGAAGCAAUAAUAGGAGAUCGACCCACGCAAUAGGCAACGUUUCUACCAGAAAACUUGCCUUCGUGCAUAGCGUUCGCCGCCAGCAUUUCGUGGUAAACGUUAGGGUUACAUAAGCUGCAGUCGCCGGGAAGUAUGAAAAGCAGUCAGCGGUGUUUGAAUGCUAUCGCGUUCCAUACUUAAAAGCGAAGCUUGAUCAUCCGUCCCCCCUUUUUUUUCUCUUUUUUUUUUGCGCCUGCUCACAGAGUUCGGAAUUACGUGUGAAAAAACUGAGGCUGCUGCCAGACGCUGUGCCGAUCACAUUCGCGCACCGAUGCAUCCUGCAAGCCAAGCGCUGCAGCGCUUUAGAAAAAACGCCGCAGGAAACAGGUAAAGUGCAACGUUUUUUUUUAAGGCGAAUGGCGUGUUGCGCGAUGGCCUUGGGAAAAACGCGGCGUCUAGUCAAGUGGUACAAAAAAGAGAGAGAGAGAACACGUGACUUUCUGCGAGCGAGGGUCGGGUGGAGAGGGGAACGGCGGCACGCGCAGGCACCAAAACAGGUGUUGCGUCGCUGACGUCACGCGGCGGUGGUUGUGGCAACGGUCGACUGCGAAGCUAGAGAGACUGCGAUGGAGGAUGCUCGCCCGGGGCCUAGCGGAUUGCGCGGUAGGCCUCGGAAGUACGCUACGGCCGAGGAUGCUCGCCAAGCGAGAAACGAGGCGCGACGUGCGAAGCGGCGGGAGCAAGGCGUUCGACCGCGAGUGCUGCUUUCCCCUGCUGAGAGGAUGCGACGUAAAGUCGAAGAGAAACGUCGUUGGCGCGAAUCUGACCCCGCUAUACGAGCGCGCGAAGCCGCAGCUAAGCGUCGAAAACGAGCCGAAGAAGCCGAACUACGAAAGCGGCAACGCGACGAUGCGAAACGGCAACGUAGAGAGGGGGCCGAAGCUCGCAGACAACGGCUUAAGGAGGAGACCGAUGCUCGUAGAAUGGAAGCGGAGGCUCGGCGUCGUCAGUCGGGCGCGGCGGCGACGAAUCGAUUUCGGAAGGCGUUCGUGGAGAAUCCGUGUGGGAGUGUGUGCGACGUUUGCGGUGGACUGUGGUUUACGGACGAUUUGACCCGAGUGAAGGCAGCGUCGUGCGAGCUUCUCCACCGGCACUUCCCAACGAGAAACGUGGCGGAGUUUAACGUGUGUCGCACGUGUGUCGACUCACUUCGACAGGGGAAGAUGCCAAACCACUCCACGACGAACCGAUGCGUCUGUCCUCCAAAGCCGCUUCAUCUGCCCCAUAGCAACUUGAUCACUGAUGCUCUCUUGAGAGAAAGUGAUGGGAAUGAAGAGCUUGACAUGCAGGAGGAGCAUUCCCCACUGGGAGCAGAAACAGCUGUGGAAGCUGAUCCAUGUUGUUUAGGUGGCACAAAUGACUCCUUGACCGCAACUGCCUCGUGCAGCACAGAUGCAGCUACGCAGAGCGACUGUGGGAGGCACUCUAAAUAUGUUCAAGUGUCUCUGCGACCGGUGCAACGACAUGUACAGAUUCAAACCACCACAAAGACUGUCAAUUCAGCCGCCGCGCUCCAAGACGGAGGAUGACGUACUCGCGGUCCUGCGCCUACGUAUUCGAGUUCGCAGUGUGACGUCGCUCGUGGGGAUACGUGACUCCGAGAAUUAUUCAAGGCACCAUCUGUUAUUUGUGUGACCUGUUGCUUGAAUUGACGAAUUGAAGUGCAGAGAAACAAUAAAACACACAAACAGAAUGUUUGCGUGUUUUUGGGUUUACUUCUCACCGGAGCAAGAUAAAUGUACUUCCGCUUUGUCUGCUUGUUCCCACGGUCGUGCGGUCACGUGCAACGGGGGUACCAAAAAUAUGCCAUUUUCUACCGCGCUCCGGCGCGUGAUCAUGCUCUGCGAUCUGUUUGUUCUGCCUCAGUAUUCAUGUAGCACUGAAUUAUACCGCUAGUCACAUUUCCUCGUGCACAGCGCGCAAAAUCGUGCGCUGUGCGAACUAGCACGAACGAGACAACAGCUUGCGGGUGGCGGCGGCAGCGGAAAUGCGUAGCGCCGGAAAAAAAACAA
Molecule: messenger RNA, 2068 nt
Organism: Dermacentor andersoni
Lineage: Eukaryota; Metazoa; Arthropoda; Arachnida; Ixodida; Ixodidae
Source: RefSeq, a predicted model, not a curated record